Molecule: messenger RNA, 982 nt
Organism: Cannabis sativa
Lineage: Eukaryota; Viridiplantae; Streptophyta; Magnoliopsida; Rosales; Cannabaceae
Exons: 4
Coding region: 228-659 (143 amino acids)
Biological process (GO): mitochondrial translation
Cellular component (GO): mitochondrial ribosome; mitochondrial large ribosomal subunit
Molecular function (GO): structural constituent of ribosome
Source: RefSeq, a predicted model, not a curated record
GCCCAAUUAUGUAGCAGACCCAAAACAACUGAAGUCCUUGUUUUUAUUAGGGUUGGUUUUCAUCUUCAUUCAAAGUGCAUUACUCACUCUCUCUCUCUCUCUCUCGGCCUUUUUGGCUCAUCAGCGGUAAGAUCGGAGAGGAGGAGUUCUGUUGGGUUGUCGAACUCGGCUUCAUUAUUCAUUGGCCGGAUAAACAAUUACUUCACUCACAGCAACUGAUUGGAGUCAUGUUUCUAACGAGAUACUUUGGGAGAACACUCCUUGCCGCCGCUAAAUCAGAGACUCCGGCUGCAGCAGCAGCUGCUGCUUCUUCAGCAAGGACAGAAUACAACCCCCUCGCUGAGUUCUUUGAGGUAGAUCGAAGCACAGAAGAUGAGAAGCCUGUUGUCUAUGGUCGUAGUUGGAAAGCAUCUGAACUGCGCUUGAAGUCUUGGGAUGACCUUCAAAAGCUAUGGUACGUACUGUUGAAGGAGAAAAACAUGCUGAUGACACAACGGCAGAUGCUUAAUGCACAAAAUCUCCGCUUUCCUAAUCCAGAACGUGUUCCCAAGGUGAGAAAGUCGAUGUGUCGUAUUAAGCAAGUACUGACAGAGAGAGCAAUUGAAGAACCUGAUCCCAGGAGGUCUGCUGAGAUGAAGAGGAUGGUAAAUGCUUUGUGAUGGCAUCUGGUUCUCUUUUCUACAACUAUAGUCACUAAUGUUUAGGUCUGUACUCUGUAAUGCUGCCUUAUUUUUGGAAUUUAGAUUAGUAAACUUUCAACAACUAGCGUCCUGCUUUAAAAUACCAAUAGUUAUCUUUCUCUAAGAGAUUACUCUUGUAUGAUUGAGAAGUUUGUGUUUUGAUGUUAGGUUUAUAAAUUGGGGGUUUGUCUUGGAGGAAGGAUAUUCUCUAUUAUAUAAAUAAUAAUUAUAUAUAUAUAUAAAUUUAUUAUUGUACCUCUUUUUCAUCUAUAAUAAGACACCUAUUAUCAGUUUGAGAUUUA